Messenger RNA from Psylliodes chrysocephalus, 1284 nucleotides. Lineage: Eukaryota; Metazoa; Arthropoda; Insecta; Coleoptera; Chrysomelidae. The record is from the annotation of a GenBank genome assembly.
AUGGAACAAAAACAGAAGAACGCCAAACGUGCUGGUGCCAAUGAGCCCCAUAACGUGCGAUACGCCUCAAAUUCGAGCACCGGAGUCCUAAUGGUGGGCCCCAACUUUCGAGUGGGCAAAAAGAUUGGUUGUGGUAACUUUGGGGAGCUUCGAUUAGGUAAAAAUCUCUACAACAAUGAACAUGUAGCCAUUAAGAUGGAACCUAUGAAGUCGAAAGCACCACAACUUCAUCUGGAAUACAGGUUUUAUAAAUUACUGGGAUCCCAGGAAGGUAUACCUAAUGUGUAUUAUUUCGGACCCUGCAGUAAGUACAAUGCUUUGGUUAUGGAACUAUUGGGGCCUAGUCUGGAAGAUUUGUUUGAUAUGUGUGAAAGGAAGUUUUCAUUGAAAACUGUUCUGUUGAUUGCUAUACAGUUACUGCACCGCAUUGAGUAUGUACACUCCAGGCACUUAAUUUACAGAGAUGUUAAACCUGAAAACUUUUUGAUAGGGCGAACUAGCACAAAGAGAGAGAAAAUAAUUCAUAUCAUAGAUUUUGGUUUGGCGAAAGAGUACAUAGAACCUGAAACUAAUAAACAUAUACCAUAUAGAGAGCACAAGUCCCUUACAGGCACUGCUAGGUACAUGUCUAUAAAUACCCACUUAGGUAAAGAACAGUCUCGAAGAGAUGAUUUAGAAGCCUUAGGCCACAUGUUUAUGUACUUUUUAAGAGGGUCUUUGCCUUGGCAGGGGCUCAAAGCUGACACGCUCAAAGAAAGAUAUCAAAAAAUAGGGGACACCAAAAGAGCUACAUCUAUAGAAACUCUUUGCGAUGGUCAUCCAGAGGAGUUUUCAAUUUACAUGCGGUACGUUAGAAGGUUGGACUUUUUCGAGACUCCUGACUAUGAGUAUCUGAGGAAAUUGUUCACCACUCUCUUUAACAAAAAGGGGUAUGCGGAAGACAGUGAAUUUGACUGGACGGGAAAGACAGUAAACACUUCGGUGGGGUCCUUAUCAACUACGGCUCAUGAGAAAGUUACUUCACCUAAAAGAGGUCUCACCAAGAAUGCAAAAGCAAGUGCAGCCCAUGAACUCACCAAACCGCACACAUUGGGAAAUCUGACUCCAGCUGAAAGACAUGAUUCAGUUCAAGUAUUAAGUUCUACAAACAAUGAGCUAAAUAUUGAUGAUACUACAGCUCACAGUAAUGCACCCAUUGCUCAACCCCAGGAAAUUGAGAUUUUUGAUGAGACUAAAUGUUGUUGCUUUUUCAAACGAAAGAACAGAGGUGUGGCUAAACAGUGA